AGUAGCCAGUAGCGGCCAGCUGCCACAAGACAUGGAACCCAGUGGGAAUUCAUCUCCAAGAAAAGUCAUGGUGGUUGCAGACCCCACCAGAGAGUCAGCUGGUGCUCUUCAAUAUGCACUUUCCCAUGUUUUCGUUGAAAAAGAUGAACUUAUUUUGAUCCAUGUUGAGAAUAAUUCUGCUUGGAAAAAUCCAUUUGCCACUCUUCUCAAAAGGCCAGCCUCUUCUUCUGGCAAUCAACCGCAUUCUGCCUUGUCUUCUUCUAGCAAUCAAUCGCCAUCUGCCUGGCCCUCUUCUAGCAAUCAAACGCCUUCUGCCUUGUCCUCCUCCUCCUCUGACGGAGGAGCACCGGGGGCUGGAGAGGUGGAUUUUCUUGAUGAAAUGAAGCAUGCAUGCGAGGUUGGUCAACCCAAUUUGCAGGUUCGUGUUUCCAAGGUGCAAAUAAAUGCCAAUAAUAGGGCUGCUGCUAUUCUUUCCCUUACCAAUAUCCUCGGAAUUGAUCUUCUUGUUAUAGGACACAGACGAAGUCUGUCCAAUGCCAUCUUACGGUGA
Molecule: messenger RNA, 550 nt
Organism: Mangifera indica (mango)
Lineage: Eukaryota; Viridiplantae; Streptophyta; Magnoliopsida; Sapindales; Anacardiaceae
Exons: 1
Coding region: 32-550 (172 amino acids)
Source: RefSeq, a predicted model, not a curated record